CGAAAGAAUCUGGGAAGGUGAGUCGGCGAUGGAGUCGGUGCGACAUUGCGCCUGCAAGGGAAUUCGAAGUUGUUUGAUUUGCGAAAAGGAGCGCCAGGUUGCCAGGCGAGACGCGGUCGCUGAUUUGAAGCAGUGUCGCAACUAUGUUUAUUGUCCCGAUUGCGAUAAAGCCUGGCCUGGCUGGGAGAUGCGUUCGUACGAGCAGCAUCCCGAUCAUUACGGGGAGCCCAUCGAGUUCCCCGGCACGUUUAUUAAAUUAAAUUUUUUAAAUCAAGACGAAUCGAAGUCGCUGAUUAGAGAUUUGGACUCUUUGCCGUGGGAGGCGUCGCAGAGCGGCAGAAGGAAGCAGAAUUUCGGUCCCAAGACCAACUUCAAACGGAGGCGCUUGAGGCUGGGCAGCUUCCAUGGAUUUCCCAAGAGUACCGAGUUCGUGCAACGCAGGUUUCACGACUUUGUCGAGCUCAAGGAUUUUCGAACUGUGGAACAAUGUAGUCUGGAGUACGAUCCCCGAUGCGGAGCCUCCAUAGAUCCCCACAUCGACGACUGCUGGAUCUGGGGAGAACGCAUAGUCACCGUGAAUGUACUGGGUGACUCCGUUCUGACCAUGCAGCCGUACCAUGGGGAUAGACGUCGUUACAAUCUGGACUGUGUGGACGGCCUUAAGAGUGAGGCUGCACCAGAGCAGGACCUUGUCGUCCGACUGCCGAUGCCCGAAGGAUCUUUAAAUAUUGAUUUAAAGUACGAAUGGGAACACUCCGUCUUACGGGAGGACAUAAGCUCACGCCGUGUUUGUUUGGCAUAUCGAGAGUUUACACCACCUUAUCUUCCGGAUGAUAAAGGCAACUGCAACGAAGAAUCUUGGGCGGUACUUCGGAAAGCAAUGCUCUUUUGGUGAAUCUUUGUUCGUCAGCGAUUGAAUUUAAUGGAAAAGCAGUGUCGCAAGCUCGCAAGCUCGCGAAUUUUCUCCAUCGGCUUGCCGUCUGUCGUAAAUAUAGCUUUUGCGUCAUACGCAAACCUCUUGUUUUUCGCAAUUUUUGGCAAGUUUUGGAAAAUGCUACUUCGGUACCCUUCCGACACUUGUGACUAUUCGAGGGGAGCUUGCAUAUUCGAAAUGGAUUUUAAUUUUAUGUUUUAUGUUUGA
Molecule: messenger RNA, 1141 nt
Organism: Ceratosolen solmsi marchali
Lineage: Eukaryota; Metazoa; Arthropoda; Insecta; Hymenoptera; Agaonidae
Product: alpha-ketoglutarate-dependent dioxygenase alkB homolog 4
Exons: 6
Coding region: 29-895 (288 amino acids)
Biological process (GO): demethylation
Molecular function (GO): demethylase activity; oxidoreductase activity
Source: RefSeq, a predicted model, not a curated record